GAUAAGAAGGGAGCAGGCGGAGGAAUUCGUGAGGAACUGAAAGCAGAGGAGAGCGGCUGAGGGGAAAGGGAGGAGCACCGAGCAGACAGCGAGGUUACGCAUGAGAAGUCUGAAAAGGAAUUAAAACUAAUCACAGAGAGGGAGCAGAGAAGGGCAAGAACAGGUAAAGUUGGUCGGGGUAGGUUUCAGUCUUACACCUCCUGACUAAUUGCCAAGUUUUUUGUUUCCUCAGCGUGGUGAGAGAAAGCAAACAGAAAGCAAGAAAAGCAGCAAACAAAAAGAAACCACGGGACUAGAAAGCAGAAGUAACAAGACGAGGAGGGAGAGACAGCGGUUGAACGGUCACACAUAAAGUGAGGAAGAGAAAGAGCAGAAGGAGAGACGAGGAGUGUGAGGAGUGCAGCGAGGUGGUAGCGUAAGAAAACAAGAGGACACUCAUUGACAGGGAGGACGGACUUAAAUCCACGGACUACUGACAUCAGCAAAACAAAGGAAGAGGAGCAUCAGAAAAGAGGUCACAGCAGACCAGCAGGAGUGGAGCUCGCCUGAGGGCGUCUGCUAUGCAACCGAGACAAGUGAGAGACAAGCUCAGACAAAGUUCACACAGGCAGUCCUCACUCUAACAGUACCAUGUUGAUGAAAGAGUACCGCAUAUGUAUGCCACUGACUGUGGAUGAGUACAAGAUCGGGCAGCUGUAUAUGAUCAGUAAGCACAGCUGUGAGCAGAGCGGUGGGGGAGAAGGCGUGGAAGUGGUGAGAAAUGAGUCAAACAUUCACCCUCAGCACGGCCCGGGACAGCUGACCGAGAAGCGGAUCUACCUCAGCAGUAAACUGCCGUCCUGGGCGCAAGCGUUUGUCCCGCGAAUCUUCUAUGUGACGGAAAAGGCCUGGAACUUCUACCCAUACACCAUCACAGAGUACUCACUAUCGUUCCUCCCCAAGUUCAGCAUCCGCAUUGAGACGAGAUUCGAGAACAACAACGGCGAUAACGACAACGUGUUUGGGGACAGGCCGACCCCAGCGGAGAGUGUGAGUUUCCUGGAUAUCCUGAGUGACCCCAUCCCUGAAAAGCACUACAAAGAGGAGGAGGACCUGAGUCGCUGGCAGUCAGAUAAAACUGGCAGAGGGCCUCUGGAGGAGAGCUGGAGAGACGACCACAAGCCCAUCAUGUGCUCCUAUAAGAGGGUGCAGUGCAGCUUUGAGGUCUACGGCUUUCAGACCAGGACUGAGGAGUUCAUACACAGAAACAUCAGGGACAUUCUUCUGGUCGGCCACAGGCAGGCGGUAGCAUGGAUAGACGAAUGGCACGGGCUGAGUUUGGAGGAGGUGAGAGAGUACGAGCAGAUGAUGCAGGAGAAGACCAACAGCAAAGUCAAAUCCAGCCAGAACAGCACAGGGCCACCAGCAGCCUCUCGUCCUGCGUACUCUCGCUCCAUCUCGGUGACAGAUGAGCGCUCCCUGAAGAAGAUGGGAGUGACGACUGCGUCCAUGCCUGACCCUUCAGAGUCCUCAGUGCCACACUGUCCCAUGCGCCUGCACUCCACCCCUGAAUGAUGCUACACACAUGGCUACGCACACAGCUCCUCGAACACACAGCUACACACCCACACCCACAGAUAGAGCAUACCGUACAAUGCAAACACACAGAAACCCAAAGUCAGCACUUACCAGAGUCAUGUUACUUCUCAAAUACACACAGUCACAGAGUGGCAUGAUCCGUAAAGGACCAGCUCAACAUUUUUGGGUAAAGAGCUUGUUUGUUUAGAUGAGCAGAUCAUUGCCACUUAAUAUAAAGCUACAGCCAGCAACUGGUUAGCUUAGCACCAGGGGGGAAGACAGUGUCGCACAGCCAUUGAAUUGGCAUCUCCACAACGCUGUGUCAGCAUUAGAGGAGGGUCUGGCUGCACCCAUCAUUCUGCUAUAGGGGAAAAAACACUCUGGCUUGUUUUUAUUUCUUGAAACCAAUUACUAGUCUUCUUGGGGGGGGGGACUAUAGAGCUUAUAAGCUCAGGAUGGAGUAACGGUUGGAGCCCUUAUAAGAAAUGGUUACAUUAAUUCUAACGUGACAGUAUUCACCUAACAGCACCUUCAAAACUCACAAAUUAAUAUAAAACAUUGAAAUGCUUGACGGGGGGGUGAUGUCCUGCACAAUUUUCUUAUAUCACUGUAAAACAACCAAUUGUUUUUAUAACCAGAUCAUGAAAUAUAACAUGUAAAUAAGUGAUUUUUUACGUGGUGGCUGGUGGAUGUCUAAACCAUUUUGACAGAGCCAGGUUUGCAGUUUCCUGAAAACAGAGAUUGAAUCAGUGCUUUUCCCAAAAUGUCCUUUCGCACUUCACAGAUACAUGUAUCCGCUCUUACGCACAUCUUGCAGUUCUCUUAAUGUAAAAACCGCAUGAACACAACAAGAAGACUAUUACCCCCAUUGCCUUCAACAGUUGUCUUCAGCGGCAUGUAAACGUGGUGCAUUUCAAGUCUUUCUCAGUAAUUUCCUCAGCCGUAGUGGAGCUCACCAGCCACCGGCAGGGCUCUCCGAUUGUUUCCCAGCGCCCGGCCUGUGGCCUACAGACAGAUGCAUAAGGAGUUUAAUAGAGUGGAUCUAAUGAGAGAGCCGAGGAGAAGGGGGAGGCUGUCAAUGCUAUGGAUCUGCUCCCCUCUCCACCUCAGCCAAUAGGUCAGACCAGGUGUAUUGACAGAGGGCAGCGAGGCGUUGUAUUGGUUCCUUGAUCGCUUAGCUGAGGCCUGCAAAUGGGUCAAGCCGGGACUAAACUUCAAUUAUGAGUCAAUGAUGUGAGCAUUUCUAAGACGAUUAGCUUUUUUUUUUGUAUAUGUAUAUUUAGAAGUUGUCAGGGAUCAACAACUGCAACGCUGAAAGAAAUACUAUUCUGUUGCCUUAUAUGUGAAAUACUCCCUUAAAGAUGAAUCAAGUAGAAUUUGUAUAUGAAAAUCACCCUGUAUAGCCUUUUAUAAAUGAUUUCUAUCAAUAAAUACGUUUGAUUUUCAAUGAGAA
Hippoglossus stenolepis (Pacific halibut) is the source of this 3010-nucleotide messenger RNA. It is a transcript of the gene pitpnc1b, whose product is annotated as phosphatidylinositol transfer protein cytoplasmic 1b. Gene Ontology annotation, molecular function: phosphatidylinositol transfer activity; phosphatidylinositol binding. The transcript has 10 exons. Gene Ontology annotation, cellular component: cytoplasm. Gene Ontology annotation, biological process: phospholipid transport. The coding region runs from base 631 to 1554 and encodes 307 amino acids. NCBI's taxonomy places the organism in Eukaryota, Metazoa, Chordata, Actinopteri, Pleuronectiformes, Pleuronectidae. The record is from RefSeq and is a predicted model, not a curated record.